Molecule: messenger RNA, 2898 nt
Organism: Cryptomeria japonica (Japanese cedar)
Lineage: Eukaryota; Viridiplantae; Streptophyta; Pinopsida; Cupressales; Cupressaceae
Product: serine/threonine-protein kinase CTR1
Exons: 15
Coding region: 79-2523 (814 amino acids)
Biological process (GO): protein phosphorylation
Molecular function (GO): protein kinase activity; ATP binding
Source: RefSeq, a predicted model, not a curated record
CUAACGAACUUCUCCUUUUUUUGGGGAUCUCUUCCUUUGUUUUAUUUAUCCAAUUCUCACCAAAUCUAAGUUUUGCUUAUGUCACAACUCACAAGCGGAAGGUUGCUCUUCCGUCUCACGUCGCAGGAUGCGGGUGCAAUUUUUACCACAACAAAACAAAACGAUAAAAAUGUAGAGGGAAGGAGUCCGUUGAUUCCAGAGGCGCCAUUUUUAAUUUGUGCUUUUUUUUUGACUUUCCACGGCUUUAAAACGGAAGCGGCUCAUGUACAUAUAAUGGAUCAAGUUAAAAAGAUAGAGGUAGCGGCUGGGAGCCCGGGUCCAUCAGAGAUGGAUGCUUCAAGUUCUAGCAAUUGCUGUUCAUUACAAUUGGUUCAAAAAAUGCAAUCCAUUGUUUUGGAUUCACGUGGAGAGUCUCCCAAUACAGGAUUCACUGAGCAUAGUUUACAAGAUGGGGAUAUUUCACCACAAAUUGCUUCAGAGAUACUCUGGAAAACUGGAACAUAUGAUUAUAAAAUUCCUAAUGGAUUUUACUCAGUUAUCCCAAUUAAAACUUUGAAAGAACAGUUUGAUACCAUUCCAUCUCCUGAAGAAUUGUCUGCAUUGGGUCCAGAGGGUGUGAGAGCUGAUGCUAUUCUUGUGGACUCAGAAAAGGACAUUAAACUUGCAAAGUUGAAGGAGCUUACUGUAGCACUAGUGAAGGGCCUGAGUUCAAACCCAGCAUUAAUAAUAAGGAAGAUUGCUGAAGUGGUUUCUGAUUUCUAUGGAGGACCUGUUUCUGAAGCCGGUGUUGGAAAGUAUUUAAUAGAUGAUGGUGCUUCACUAGCAGAUAGCUUUGAAUUUCAAUUGCUGGGAAAAAUAAAAAAUGGAUUAUGUCGACCUCGAGCAAUGCUAUUUAAAGUACUUGCAGAUGCUGUAGGACUUAGAAGUAAACUUCUUGUGGGAUUACAGGUAUAUGAUAAGGUGAUUCUUCAGGCAGACCCUGAUAGGCAUAUGUCACUUUUGGUUGGACUGAAUUCUACCGAGCUACUGGUUGAUGUCAUGCGCUCUCCCGGGCAGUUAAUACCAUUCUCGGUAAAAUCUCUUAUUAUGCACCAUUUUUCAGGAGCUGUAGAGAGUGACUCAGCAGACUAUGAUUCUUGUGAUUCUCCUUUAGAGCCAAGCAGUCCCAUGUUUGGUGUGUCAGAAAAAUACUACAGUGAAAGUGUAUCAAAAAGCGAACCAGACAUUGCAAACUUUUUCUUGCGUAGGAGCAGGAGGAAAUCCAUUGGUGAAUGUCAUACAACAAAUUCCAGCCCAGAGCAACUCACGGAGCCUGUUUGGGUCCAAAGAAGGCAUAAUUUGGAGGGAGUACGAAGCUUUCCAUCUAGAGUUGUUUGUGCAAUGAAUGAAGCAGUCAAGAGGGAGAGGUGCCAUGCUAAGGGGUUGCAACAUGUGAAUAGAGAUAAGGGUAUCUGUAUUGUGCAAAAUAAUGAAGACAUCCAAGACAAUGAAUCUCAAAGUGUAGCAAUUUCUGGCUCUGCCAACCAAAUAAGCAUGUCUAGUCAAAGAAAGGUUGAGUUUGGUUCCCUUAAGAAUAUUGGAAAAUCAUCUCAGGAGGCUCCACAGUUACCGUCAUGCCCAAUAGAGUAUAAGAGAAGUGUGUCAGCCAGAUCGAGUUCGGUACCAUCAGAGGCAGUUCAAUUGAUUAAAAAACUUGAGUGCAAGUCAUUGUUACCAUUUUCAGAAUGGAAUAUUGAUUCUUCUGAGUUAAAAACUGGGGCUCGUGUUGGCAUUGGUUCCUUCGGAGAAGUAUUCCGUGGUGUGUGGAGAGGAACAGAAGUUGCAAUAAAGAUCUUGCUUGAGCAAGAUUUGACAGUGGAGAAUGUGGAGGAUUUUUGCAAUGAAAUAUCUGUUUUGAGCCGAUUGAGACAUCCAAAUGUCAUAUUAUUUCUUGGAGCUUGCACAACACCGCCUCGUCUUUCAAUGGUUACAGAAUAUAUGCACAUGGGUUCUUUGUAUCACUUAAUACAUACAAGCGGCCAGGGCAAAACACUUAGUUGGAGAAGGAGAUUAAGGAUGCUUUGUGAUAUUUGCAGGGGCAUGAUGUGCAUACAACGAAUGAACAUAGUCCAUCGAGAUCUGAAAAGUGCGAAUUGUCUUGUUGACAAACACUGGAGAGUAAAAAUAUGUGAUUUUGGUCUAUCACGAAUAAUGACCAAUGCCCCUAUCAAGGAUUUGAAUGCUGCUGGAACCCCUGAGUGGAUGGCACCAGAACUUCUACGUAACGAACCCUUCACAGAGAAGUGUGAUGUAUUCAGUUUUGGUGUUAUAAUGUGGGAGCUGUGCACAUUAAAGCGCCCUUGGGACAGUGUGAAGCCAAUGCAAGUGGUUUAUGCUGUUGCCCAUGAAGGGGCAAGGCUGGAUAUUCCUGAUGUCCCAAUCGGGAAGUUGAUCUCAGACUGCUGGGCAGAAGACCCUAAUGCUAGGCCAUACUAUGAGGAAAUUUUUGGACGCCUCCAUGAAUGUGAGCUUUCUUUAAAUUAAAUUGAUUGGACAGAAGAAUGUUUAUAUUAGCCUUGGAAUGAGUUCCAUCAGGCUAGUAAAUUAUCUUUGGUUGAAGGGAAAUUGCAAACUUUUGGCAGUAAUGGGUUCCUGUUCCAUGCUAUAGAUGAAGCAACCAGCAUAGUAAUGAUUUUGAAUCUAGUGCGCUGUUCUUGCAUUGCUCACAUUAGCCAUUUGAAAACAAUUUUCUAAUAUUUGUUGGCUAUAGGGAAAAUCUUUAGUUGUGCCCAUAGAAAUUAUUGCUUAUUUGCAAUUAUGUAGUCCAACAUUCUGAUGCAAUUUAUCCAGCCUAUAGGAUAAAAAAUGUAAUCGUUACCAUGGUGAAAAAUUCUUCAAUAUAUAAAAGAUUAAGUCCCA